Arachis duranensis is the source of this 1992-nucleotide messenger RNA. RefSeq lists its product as uncharacterized. Lineage: Eukaryota; Viridiplantae; Streptophyta; Magnoliopsida; Fabales; Fabaceae. The record is from RefSeq and is a predicted model, not a curated record. The coding region runs from base 1 to 1992 and encodes 663 amino acids. The transcript has a single exon.
AUGGCUGACAAGGAAAGCCCACAACUCUCACAGGAUGACCUCCUAGCUCGAAUCGCCGAGCUGCAGGCGGAAGUACGAAGAAUAGCCGAGUUGUCUAUGCAGAACAAUGGAGAAAGCUCCAAAAACUCGGCUCAAGGUGCCACAGACCCCUUGAACAUCGCCCCGCCAAAAGAGAAGCUCAUCCUCGACAACCCCUUCUCCGAGGAGAUCACAAAUUAUCAGAUGCCAAAAAACUUUACUCUCCCGACCGCACUGGAACCGUACAAAGGGUUCGGCGACCCCCGAGCCCACAUAAAAAAGUUCCAGUCAAUGAUGUUUUUCAACGGCCCUAAGAACGAGCCUGUCCUUUGCCGAGCAUUCCCAACCUACCUCGACGGCGCUGCAUUACUCUGGUUCUCCAAACUCCCUGAGGGAUCAAUUUCCUCUUUCGAAGAUCUUGCCAGAUCAUUCAUCGACUACUUUGCCGCAUCAAGAAUCUACGUACACGGAUCGGACUAUCUCGGCACCAUCAAACAAGGCCAGCAUGAGAGCCUGAAAGACUACAUGACCAGGUUCGCUGACGCCACCAUGGAGAUCCAAGACUUGGACCCAGCUGUUCACCUGCACGCCCUCAAAGCCGGCCUCAGACCUGGUAAAUUCUGGGAGACCAUCGCCAUAACAAAGCCAAAGACCCUGGAGGAGUUCCGUGAAAGGGCGGCAGGUCAAAUGGAAAUCGAAGAACUUCGAGAAGCUCAAAAAUCGGACAAACACCCAAAUCGGAGAGACGAAGAAAGAAUUUUCAGAUCGCCAGUCAACAGGGACAGUAAGAAACCCUCCAAGCCUGCUUCAAAGUACAACACAUACACCAGAUUCAAUACCAGAAGAGAAAACAUUAUCAGAGAAAUCCUCAACGCCAAAAUCAUAAAACCACCAGCCCGAGCAGGAAACUACCAGGACCAGAGGUUCGUGGAUAAAACAAAGCAUUGUGCUUUCCACCGAAAGUUCGGUCACACUACGGAUGACUGCAUCGUCGCGAAGGACCUCCUGGAAAGGCUAGCACGCCAAGGGCUCUUGGACAAGUAUAUCGAGACCCGGAAGGGCAAAAGAGGAAACUCGGACAGGAUAGAGCAUAAGCAAGCAAAGACAGACGACAAAAAAGAGAGGACGACUCCUGAUCCACCAAGGGGAGUCAUUAACCACAUAGCAGGAGGAUUCGCAGGCGGAGGAGAAACAAACUCGGCCAGGAAACGAAGUUACAGGGCAAUGCUGGCAAUCGAAGGAACCAUACAACCAAGGAAGGACAAAGAGUCAGAUGUCACAAUAUCCUUCAACCAAGCAGACUUCAAAUCGGCAAGCCCUAACCUCGACGACCCCGUGGUAAUUUCAAUCCAAGUCGGAGAACUGUUGGUAAGAAAGACAUUAUUAGAUCCAGGUAGUAGUGCUGAUGUUUUAUUUUACUCUACCUUCACAAAAAUGAAAUUAUCUGAAAAAUUAAUACGACCUUCCUCUGGAGAGCUAAUCGGGUUCUCCGGAGAGAGAGUCCCCAUCAUGGGACACAUAUGGCUAAAGACCACCAUGGGAGAAAUCCCUAUGUCAAAGUCCAUCGAUAUUCAAUAUCUAAUAGUAGACUGUUAUAGCCCUUAUAAUAUUAUACUCGGAAGACCCGCCUUGAAUAUAUUCAAAGCGGUGGUGUCCACAUUACAUCUGUGUGUUAAGUUUCCAAUGCAGGGAAACAAGAUAGCUACGGUUCACACCGACCACCAAGAAGCUCGGCAGUGCUAUAACGCUUGUCUAAAGAAGGACCAGGCGAGGAAGAUAACUCGGCCCCAGGUCCAAUCCAUACAUAACUCGGCUGACACCACCGUGCUAGCCGAUCUCGACCCAAGAGAAGACCUCGGCGAAAGACCUCGCCCAAUGGACAACCUCCAACGAAUAACACUAACGACAGAUGACAAUCAAUACACAUACAUCGGAGAAGCAUUAGAAGAGGAAGACCGAGCAAAACUCAUAUAG